Messenger RNA from Stomoxys calcitrans (stable fly), 3757 nucleotides. RefSeq names its product serine/threonine-protein kinase grp (gene grp). The transcript is spliced from 8 exons. Gene Ontology annotation, biological process: DNA damage checkpoint signaling; protein phosphorylation; microtubule cytoskeleton organization. Bases 2050 to 3642 code for a protein of 530 amino acids. Gene Ontology annotation, molecular function: protein serine/threonine kinase activity; tau-protein kinase activity; ATP binding. The record is from RefSeq and is a predicted model, not a curated record. Gene Ontology annotation, cellular component: cytoplasm. NCBI's taxonomy places the organism in Eukaryota, Metazoa, Arthropoda, Insecta, Diptera, Muscidae.
AGCGAAAAAGAACUUCUUGAAAAAAAAAGUUUAGUAGCAUAAAAGGAUCUGGAAGAAUUUUUAAUUAAAAAAGAAAAACAAAAUUUGGAAGAAAAAAAAUACAACGGAUUUAUGUUGCAACUGUUGCCAGUGUCAAGCAAUAAAUAAAAGUUAACAAAUAUUUGUAGUAAAAUUUAACAAAUUUUGUGUAUUGGUGGCUUUGCUGUUGCCUGGUUCUGUUAUAGAUACCAACGUCUGGCUGGAUUCUUUUUUUCGUCCCCUUGCCUUCACAUCAUUUGCAGCAUCAGAAAUCAUUUCUUUGGUGCUCUUUUGGAAUCAAAAGAACUUUUUUUUUCUUAAAGUGUCCAAGUGUGCGCGUGUGUGUUUGUGUGUGCCUGUGUCUGCGGGGGAAUGAGAGUCUGAUUUUGUGGUUUUAACGAUUAAUCAUUUUUAUAUGGACUCAAAUGGACCACAUUGGACUAAAAUGACAAGGAAUACUGCUGCUGAUGGUAUGGUGGUUGCGCUAUCGACGGUGUUAUCAUUUAUCGCUAAACUAUCGAAGAAUAAAUCGACUGCCCUCUCUCUCAAAAUUUAAUUAAAAUGUUUGCCAAUAAAAAUCAAUUUAUUGCGGUAAAGUUUUUAACUGUUCAUAUGGCCAUUUGCUGCAAAACAAUGAAGACUCAAAAUUUGUGGUUUAUAUGUCUAAAACGUGGCAUCAAAUUCAAGCGUUGAGCGAGCGAUCGUUCAUCGGCAUUGUGUCUAUGGAAUAAUCAUUGUCGGCUUUCGUGCCAUUCGUGAUAUGGGGAAUCUUCAAAAAUUCUUCGUAAGAAUAACGGAAUUCCACUGAGGACAGAUAGAAAUAAUGUAGCGGCAUCAAAAUAAUUUAAAAAAAGAUUUGGUCAACAUAAUAGCUGUGAAAUCAACCGAAACCUUUGGACCCAAGAAAAGGAUUCCUGUGCUGUCAGCAUCAAUCGUUAUUUUGGGAUUAAGUAAUAAAUUAUUAACAAUCAAAAAAGGAAAAGGAGCAGCAGAAGUUCAAGAAAGAAGCUAGCAAACUAAUAUAGGGGUUUUGUGCAACAUUGAAAGUGACAUCAGACGACUUUUGGUGGAUGCCACCAGCAACACGUAUUGUCCUUGCUUACCAAGCCAAAAAGAUAGAAGAAACAAAUAUCAACUCUCAUAUAUUCACACAAGUACUCACAUACAUGGUACUGAAUAUAGCCUUGUCAGAAGGCUAAAAGAAAUGAGGAAAACGUGAUACUAAAGUAAACUCAAUAUUGCAACCUACCUACAACCUACCUCAAAUUAAAGACCUGCCUGGCAAGCGAACAGCGCCCCAGGAAUGCUCAUAGGCCCCAAGUCAGCAUUCAAGCCAAAAUCAUUCAAUCAGGCAGCAAGGCAAGCACUGGAAAAAACUAGCAAACGGCGACCAAGCAUUCAGGCCAGCCAACCAUCUGUACAACAAUUUUGGUUGCUUUAUUAACAAACGUUAUGACUUGAAGGCCAGACACAUUAUUCAACAACCAUCCCAGCCAGCCAGCCAGCCUGCUAUCCAGCCGGCCAGUCAGCCUUUCCAUUCGGUAUAGCAUUGACGAAAAAACUUCCCCAGCCAACGUGUAACAAAUCCACAAUCGUUUCCACACACACACACAACCGGUCUUCCAGCCAGUAACUUUGUUUUUUCUACUUUGAAAAUUUGCUGUUUCCUAGGCCGGCCAUUUGAGCCCAACCAACCUCCUCCUACUUCAUCUUCUGCCAUCUGUAUUCGACGUCAGUGGAUAUCUGCCAAAAAGAAAAGUAAAAAAAGGAGUUAUAGCCAACAAAACUAGUUUCCAUUAUAUCUUGACUGCGUAUUGUGAAGCAUCUUAGCCUCGACCAAGGAGAACAGGGCCCCAAAACAAGGAAACACAAAAUAUUCAAAAAAUUAAAGAUAUUCCUUGUAGCAGAGAAGACAAGCAAACGCAAAAGGCCACCAAAAUAUUCAACAUAAAACUCUUUGCCCUCAUAACAAUUUUGGUGGCCGCUAAAGAAAGAAAGAAGAACGUUGCCGUAACUGGAAUUUAGUGUACAAUGUCCACUUCCAUAUUAGCCGCUUUGUCAUCCUCAAAUGGCAAUGGCAAUACCAAUGGCAACUCCACUACAAACAAUGGUAGUCAUAAUUCGUCAAAUGGCAACGGUAACCGGGAAUUCGUUGAAGGGUGGACACUGGCCCAAACAUUGGGCGAAGGUGCAUAUGGAGAAGUAAAAUUGUUGAUUAAUCGUCAAACCGGUGAAGCUGUUGCUAUGAAAAUGGUCGAUUUGAAAAAGCAUUCGGAUGCCAUCGUAUCGGUGCGCAAGGAAAUUUGCAUACAGAAAAUGUUACAGGACCAACAUAUCCUGCGGUUUUUUGGCAAUCGUUCACAUGGUCACAUUGAAUACAUAUUCCUGGAGUAUGCUGCCGGUGGAGAACUAUUUGAUAGAAUAGAGCCCGACAUUGGUAUGCCACAACAUGAGGCUCAGCGCUAUUUUACCCAACUUCUAUCCGGCAUGCAAUAUUUACAUCAGCGUGGCAUAACACAUCGUGAUUUGAAACCAGAAAAUCUACUCUUGGAUGAGCAUGAUAAUAUAAAAAUUUCCGAUUUUGGAAUGGCGACCAUGUUUAGAUGCAAAGGCAAAGAACGCUUGCUAGACAAACGCUGUGGUACUCUACCCUAUGUAGCUCCUGAGGUCCUAUUGAAGCCUUAUCAUGCUCAACCCGCUGAUAUCUGGUCAUGUGGUAUUAUUCUGGUCACAAUGUUGGCUGGAGAAUUGCCAUGGGAUGAGCCUUCGGUACAGUGCCAAGAGUUCAUUAAUUGGAAGGACAAUGAUCGCUGGACCACACAGACACCUUGGAGCAAAUUGGAUACUUUGGCCAUAUCAUUGUUACGCAAAGUAUUGGCCACAAAUCCCACGUAUCGCAUGACAUUGGAUAAAAUAAUGUCACACAAAUGGUGUAACAUGGAAUUCAUUGACAGUGAUCGUUCACGAGAUCUGGUGGACUCGGCCGCUGCCCUAGAGAUACGUUCGCCCAAAGCCAAGCGUCAACGUCAAAUGUCCAGCCAUCACAGCACCAAUAGUAAUCCCAACAUCGAUGAUACCAUCUCCCGCAAUUAUUGUUCGCAACCUUUGCCAGUAUUCAAGCAUGACUUUGAAGCUCCCUCAAAUCCUGAAGAGGCCGCUGAUCAUCCUGCUGCCCGCGAACAUCGUUUGGGUUUCUGUUUCUCUCAGCCCGCUAUGUUGGAUGAUCUAUUGUUGUGCACACAAAUGAAUCAAACUCAAUCGGCAUCCCAGAAUCUCUUCCAGCGUUUGGUGCGACGUAUGACAAGAUUCUUUGUCACCAUGCGGCAAGAGGAGACUAUUAAGCGACUGGUGGCCACAAUUGAAAAGUUGGGCUAUACAUGGAAAAUCUGUGAAGAUAAUCUGGUGGUCACCAUAACUACCAUAGAUAGGCGGAAAUUGCAUUUAGUAUUUAAGGCGCACAUAAUCGAGAUGGAUGGUAAAAUACUUUUGGAUUUCCGUUUAUCCAAGGGCUGUGGUUUAGAAUUUAAGCGUCGUUUUAUAAAAAUUAAACAGUUGAUGGAAGAUGUGGUGCUAAAAGGUCCGGUGACCUGGCCCAUAGCUAUUGCCACAAAUUGUGUACCCUAAAGGGGAAAGCUGUCAAGCGAACACAUUUAAACUUGUUGAAGGCAAUAGCUGAGGGGAGAAUAAUUAAUUUUUGGACAAUUUUUAUAUUGAUGAAUAUAUAUUUUUUGUAUUAUCA